AUGCUUGCAAAAAUAAUAUUUGCAGGAGGAAUACCUUUUACUUUUGUUGAAAAUUCAUGUUCUAUCAAUUUUAUGCAACAUAUUCGUCCAUCCUUCAAAAUACCCAAUAGAAGAAAACUUGCAUCUGAUUUAUUAGACAAAGUUUUUGAUGAAGUAAAUGAAGAAUCUGACAAAGAAAUUUUAUCAGCACAGAAUUUAUGUAUGGUUUCAGAUGGCUGGUCAAAUAUUAAUCAAGAAUCUUUUUCAGCUGUAAUCACAGAUACAGCUAGUGUAAUAAAAGCAGCAUGGCGAAUUAUAGAACAGAAAUAUCCAAAUAUAAUUUGUUUUGGUUUAGAUGAUGCAAAAGAUAUUACCAAAUAUUUUAAGUCUCACACACAAUCAAUGGAAAAAUUUAAACGUAUUCAAUGUGAAAAUUAUGGUAAAGAAAUUUCAUUAACUUUACCAGUUCUCACACGAUGGGCAAUAAAUGCUAAAUCAUCUUGUUUAACUCGACCUGAAUGUCAAGAUGAAUGCAAAAUGAAUUGUGAACUUUGUUGA
This is a messenger RNA of Diversispora eburnea, 537 nucleotides long. The record is from the annotation of a GenBank genome assembly. NCBI's taxonomy places the organism in Eukaryota, Fungi, Glomeromycota, Glomeromycetes, Diversisporales, Diversisporaceae.